CCAAAAAAAGGAAUUAGUUGGGAUUUGCUAAAAGACUUCGUAAAAGAUUUGGAUAUUAGCGGAAUGGAAUUAGACCCAUCCCACGCAUCUUUAAACGAAAUUGCCAGCGUAGGGACAUUAUUACAGAUACACGCCGAGACGUUAUAUGCCCGUGCGAAAGUAGUAAAAGCCAAAGCCGAUUUAGAUAAAGACACGGAAACCUUUAAAGAAUAUAAAGACGGAGCAUUUAAUAAAGAGUUGCCAAAAGGCGAAAAAGUUAAAAAAGCCAUUACUAGCGAGCGAGUUGAGAAAAUAAACCAAGACCUAGCCGAAGGGGAGCAAUACGCGUUAAAGAUGAUUGUUGAACCUCAUAAAGAGGAAGCCGAUUUUGUGGUAGCGGGAUUUUGGCAAGAGAAAGUUUUAGAGUUCUUAAAAAAUACUGCGUUAAACUUCAUAAUUGGAGCAUUACGAGGAAUGGUUAAAGAUGCCAUACCUGCUAUGAUAGAGAUUGCGAAUAAGUUUAUUGGAGCGUUAGAGGAUAGAAUUGUUGACCUUUACCAAAAAGCCAAUGCCGAGGAAAAACUUAUAUUCAAAGAAAACAUUAAAAAACAUUUUACUAAUAGCCACCAAGGUUCAGUAAAUAAUAAACCCGAGGAAAAAAAACCCGAGGAAAAAACCCCGUAUCAGUUAUAUUUAGAGGAAAAGAACGAACGGGAGAAAUUACAAGGCCAAUUACAAAGCAAAGACAAAGAAUAUCAGUUAGGACUAAUUAAACUCAAUAAAGAGAUAAGUAAUUUAAAAGGUGCGUUGUCUAAAAAAGAUGAUGAGAUUGAGAUUACCAAAGAAAAAUAUUGA
This is a messenger RNA of Racocetra persica, 834 nucleotides long. The record is from the annotation of a GenBank genome assembly. Lineage: Eukaryota; Fungi; Glomeromycota; Glomeromycetes; Diversisporales; Gigasporaceae.